GUUUACACAUUCAGUUAUUCAGUGCCCAUUGUAACAUCACCAGUUCGAUUCCACACACUCCCCUAUGUUGCUCACAAACGCCUUGUACCAGGGACACGCGUCGUAACUAAUCCAACACGAGUGUAUAGAUCAUCUCCAGUAAGGGUGAUCAGAUCACCAGUGAGAGUGAGCUCACCCCUUCGCCCCUUAACAUUUCCUGUACGCCCAUCCGUUAUCCACAGAGAGCUGUAUCGCAUUGAAAACAAGGUCCGUUCGAGUCCUGGGUAUCUGCCAACAUCGAGUUAUUUAAAUUCGUCUUCGGCCCUGGACUUUGCUGAUGAAGCAAGAGAUAUUCGCAAUGCUACUACUGCUUUGCUUAAGACUUGUCACACAAAAGUACCUCGUGCUGCAAGUGUCCCUCCAGUAGUAUAUUCAAGGCUUGACCGUCUGCAAUCUCCUGUUCCCUAUGAUCGCGGAUUUGACGCCUAUAUUCAGGAUAUCUUGAAUCCGGUAAAAAAAGUCCAGCGUGACAUAAACUUCUUCUCAAAAUAUGCAGAGCCAGCGCGUAAAUAUGUUGGUAAGAGCCAUUUGGCAUCUAUCCGCAUAGUGGGAAAUAAAGCCUACGCAAAGAGGAAACCACUUAAAGAAGAACUUUUCCCUAGUAAAGUCCAAAAUGAUAUAAAAUUACUCUCAUAUUAUGCCAAGAAUAAGCAAGUUCCAGCAAGCAAUGACCAAGCAUUGAAUACCAUGCUGAAUCCUAUGCGACCAUCACGUAAAUUUAACAAACCAUCCACACUGGCUGAAGAAGACGAAAAGAAAGCAGGUGCUAAAGAUAUUGACGACUUUACGUUGGAACGUAAAAAUAAACUGAGGGCAAACUUAGAAGAAGCUGCUCUUAUCGAGGAAGCCAAAGUUGCUGAGAAGAAGCGCUUAGCUGAAGAAAAUAAACGUGCAGAAGAAGCACGUUUAGCCGAGGAAGAAAGAAGAGCUGAAGAAACAAGGUUAGCCGAAGAAGCACGUGUUGCAGAAGACGCACGCUUAGCAGAAGAAGCCAAGAAAGCAGAAAAAGCACGAAAAGCCGAGGAAAAACGAAAAGCUGAAGAAGCCAGAAGAGCAGAAGAAGAACGUCUUGCUGAAGAAGCCAGAAUUCUUGAAGAGGCUCGUCUAGCAGAAGAAGCUCGUCUGGCUGAAGAAGCUCGUUUGGCUGAAGAAGCUCGUCUAGCUGAAGAAGCUCGACUGGCUGAAGAAGCUCGUCUGGCUGAAGAAGCUCGUCUAGCUGAAGAAGCUCGUCUGGCUGAAGAAGCUCGUCUUAUUGAAGAAGCAAAACUAGAAGAAGAAGCCAGGCAAGCGGAAGAACUGCGUAAACAGCGAGAAGAAGAGAUAGCACGCCUUGAAGAGUUGGAGAAAAUUGCAGCAGAAGAACAGGAAGCUGAAUUAGCCAGACAAGCUGCUGAGUUAGCAGAACUUGCUCGCCAAGAGGCAGAACUCGAUGCUCAACAUAAUAACGCUAAUGAAGAAUCUGAGGAAAUAGUAGUUACAACGGAGGAAGAGGAUAAAGCUUAUGAAUCCACUGAAGAACCGCCAAUAGCAUCACCUGAACCAGACACUCAUACAAUUGAACCCCUAAUUGAAGACAGUGGAGACAUUGACGAUGUAUUCGGAGACAAUCCUGAGGACUAAUCGAGACACUGGCUAUAGAACUACUUGACAUAUAACGACCUUCAUUAGAGUAAUCGACUAAACGGAUGAAAAACUAUUCUAAAUAAAAAAAAAAUGAAAAAUAUGGUCUAAUCUAAAUCAUAUCGGAAUUCUCUUUUAUAAAUAUGUACUACAAGGAAGAUCGCCUUAAAUUUCAUUCUUUAGCUAGCAUUAUUUCUUGUUAUUUUUCAUUAUUGCGCUGAUAAAUGCACAACACUCUCAUUGUUUUCAGACAUACGGAAAUAAAAAUUUAAGUAAACGUAUUAUAAAACAUGUUGAGAAUUACCUUUCUAAUGAAUAAAUUAGAUAACAGGUAUAUCAUGAACAUGUUACAAGGCGCAUUCUUAAAAUAGAAAUUAUUGUGCUGUACAAUAACAAUAAUGUAAAUAUUAAGAAAUUACAAUAAUAAUCUGUUGUAUUGUGUUUUCUUUAUCUAGAACCUUAAUGUUUCUUAUUGAAAUGUGUAUUGACGCUGUAAUCAAAACAUACAUGAUAUGAAAUCUACGUUUAAUCAAUGAAUGUAUAAAUAUUAAAAGAAACAGAAUAAAAAAGUAAUAUAGAGAAAUCCUAAAAAAAAAAUAAA
Molecule: messenger RNA, 2260 nt
Organism: Phlebotomus papatasi
Lineage: Eukaryota; Metazoa; Arthropoda; Insecta; Diptera; Psychodidae
Source: RefSeq, a predicted model, not a curated record